This is a messenger RNA of Paramecium sonneborni, 544 nucleotides long. The record is from the annotation of a GenBank genome assembly. Lineage: Eukaryota; Ciliophora; Oligohymenophorea; Peniculida; Parameciidae.
AUGAAAAAAGUGGCACUUAAAAAUAUUCAAAAAUAAUUAGCUGAGCUAUCUAAAGAUCCCUCUUCAAAUUUUUCAGCUGGUCUUAUUGAUGAUAAAGAUUUACUCCAUUGGUAGGCCACUAUCAUAGGUCCUGAGAACACCCCAUAUUAAGGUGGUCUAUUUUUUCUCGAUAUCCAAAUUCCUGAAGGCUAUCCAUAUUAACCACCAAAAAUAAAAUUUGUUACUCCUAUCUAUCACCCAAAUAUAGCCGAAGAUGGAACCAUUUGGUUAAAUUUAUUGAGAGAUUAAUGGUGCCCAGCCCUAACAAUUAGUAAAGGUAAUCUAGUAAUCACUUAAGUAGUGUUGUUGAGUAUUUAAUCGUUCUUAUAUGAUCCAAAUCCAGAUGAAUGUUCAAGACCAGAAAUCGGAAUGAUUUAUAAAAAAGAUAGAUAACUUUAUGAUUUAAUAGCAAGAGAAUGGACAAUAAAAUAUGCAUCUUGAAGAUCCUAUUUCAAGAUGAAUUCAAUUAAGAAAUAUUGAAUAAUAAAAUAUAUAUAAAUAGCAC